Messenger RNA from Prunus armeniaca (apricot), 186 nucleotides. The record is from the annotation of a GenBank genome assembly. Lineage: Eukaryota; Viridiplantae; Streptophyta; Magnoliopsida; Rosales; Rosaceae.
AUGGACCACAAGGGCCCAUGGCGCUGGGAACCCGGGAAGACAACAUUUGAUUCACAGUACAAAUUGGCAGCUAAAACCAAAAUCGAAGGGGUGGGAAGUGGGAGAGGGGUCAAGAAUUACAAAUCUUUCACAACAAUAUCCAGAAGUGAGACUAUAAUUACGUUAGAACUAAAUUGGAAAAUUUGA